Molecule: messenger RNA, 2923 nt
Organism: Culex pipiens pallens (northern house mosquito)
Lineage: Eukaryota; Metazoa; Arthropoda; Insecta; Diptera; Culicidae
Product: tubulin beta-3 chain
Exons: 5
Coding region: 380-1744 (454 amino acids)
Biological process (GO): mitotic cell cycle; microtubule cytoskeleton organization
Cellular component (GO): cytoplasm; microtubule
Molecular function (GO): GTP binding; structural constituent of cytoskeleton; GTPase activity
Source: RefSeq, a predicted model, not a curated record
GUUGCCUGCACGUUGCUCGGAACGGUUGUGGAACUUGUGCAAGUUUUGAGUGGCGGAGAAAUUGAAGUGAUCCAUUAAUUAGGAUCCCGAGAGCAUAGUGAGUGGAGUUGAGGAGCAAAAGCAAGCUGCCGAGCAGUCCCAGUGGCCAUACGAGUGCGGAUCGUCGGAUCGUACGGAUACACCUCUUCUAGGAGAAGAAAGUUUCUUGGUUUCAGCCGUUUUCCAGCUUCCGUGAAGUCGUGGUUUUCGGUUUUUGGGUUGACGUCGCGGACCAAGCAGCGUUCAGUUCAGUUGUGCAAGUGCAGUGCUAGCGAGCAGUUCAAGAGCAGAGCUCACCGUUUUUUUGUGAACUUUUCGUGAAAACACCCCGUUCAUCACCAUGAGAGAAAUCGUUCAUCUGCAGGCCGGCCAGUGCGGAAACCAGAUUGGUGCUAAGUUCUGGGAAAUCAUCUCCGAGGAGCAUGGAAUUGACCCCACCGGUAUCUACCACGGAGAGUCGGACCUGCAGCUGGAACGUGUCAGCGUGUACUACAAUGAAGCAUCCGCCUAUUCCCGCUCGUCCGGGGGCAAGUACGUGCCGCGUGCGAUCCUGCUCGAUCUGGAGCCGGGCACGAUGGAGGCGGUGCGCUCCGGCCCGUACGGCAAGCUGUUCCGUCCGGACAACUUUGUGUUCGGCCAGUCCGGCGCCGGCAACAACUGGGCCAAGGGACACUACACCGAGGGAGCGGAGCUCGUGGACGCCGUCCUGGACGUGGUGCGCAAGGAGUGCGAGAACUGCGACUGCCUGCAGGGCUUCCAACUGACCCACUCGCUGGGCGGUGGUACCGGAUCCGGUAUGGGAACGCUGCUGAUCUCCAAGAUCCGUGAGGAGUACCCCGACAGAAUCAUGAACACAUACUCGGUGGUGCCUUCGCCGAAGGUGUCGGACACUGUCGUGGAACCGUACAACGCCACCCUGUCGAUCCAUCAGCUGGUGGAGAACACCGACGAGACGUACUGUAUCGACAACGAAGCCCUGUACGACAUCUGUUUCCGCACGCUGAAGGUCCCGAACCCAAGCUACGGUGACCUGAACCAUCUGGUGUCGCUGACCAUGUCCGGAGUCACCACCUGCCUGCGAUUCCCAGGUCAACUGAACGCCGAUCUGCGAAAACUGGCCGUCAACAUGGUUCCAUUCCCACGUCUGCACUUCUUCAUGCCCGGAUUCGCCCCGCUGACGUCCCGCGGCUCGCAGCAGUACCGUGCCCUGACCGUCCCCGAGCUGACCCAGCAGAUGUUCGACGCCAAGAACAUGAUGGCCGCUUGCGACCCACGACACGGACGUUACCUGACCGUUGCCGCCGUGUUCCGAGGCCGCAUGUCGAUGAAGGAGGUCGACGAGCAGAUGCUGGCCGUGCAGAACAAGAACAGCAGCUACUUCGUCGAGUGGAUCCCGAACAACGUCAAGACCGCCGUCUGUGAUAUCCCGCCCAAGGGUCUGAAGAUGUCGUCGACCUUCAUCGGAAACACCACUGCCAUCCAGGAGCUGUUCAAGCGUAUCUCCGAGCAGUUCUCCGCCAUGUUCCGUCGCAAGGCUUUCCUGCAUUGGUACACCGGUGAGGGCAUGGACGAGAUGGAGUUCACCGAGGCUGAGAGCAACAUGAACGAUCUGGUGUCCGAGUACCAGCAGUACCAGGAGGCGACGGCCGACGACGAGUUCGAGCAGGAAGAGUGCGCCGACGAAAUGGAGGGUGAAUGCGUCUAAGCCGAUUGUGACUGUGUGCGUCCCCAAGGGAUUUCUCCUCUCGGUUGUGUCGAGAAGCAUUUUUACCUAUUUAUUAUUUUUAGCUAGAUAAAUAUCGAAACGAUGUUUUAUGUGUGUGUGUCCACACACACAUACAGUCACAUACACAUACACCCAGAAUCACAGGCCGAAGAAAUAGUCCCUAAUUCGACGAAUAAAAAAAUGUUCUAACAACUCAUCAAAUAUCUCGGAUCUCAGCAUACUUACUAAUCGACCAAAACGUUCGGCCAUCGAAAUCAAAAAAAUCGUACAGAAUCACAGAAAUCCAACAAUUUUCCCGGUGAAAACGUAAAAAUUUCGAAAACCAAAAAAAGCGUCCUCACUUGAAAUCAUCUUUAAAGAAAAAAAAAUCAUAGUUAGGCUAACCGUAAGUAAGUUAGAGCGAGAGUGUGAGAUAGUGUUUGAAUUUAGGAGUGCCUCCCACGGAAGUGUCCACGAAUGCCGUAACCAACACACACAUACACAAACACACAGCGGAAAAGAGAAGACCCCAUUCAGGCAAUAUUUCUACGGGAAAGAAAUAAUCUGCAUAACUGAGUCGAACGGUCGGUUGUUGUUUCGUGCGUGUUUUUUUGUUGUCUGCUUUUUGUACGACGUGUGGCAACAUUGCACUGCGAACGCGGGAGAGGGUUGUGACUGGAAGAAGAGAGAGAGAGAGCGGAGAGAGUUGGAUCAUUUUGCUUCUUGCGCUCAUUUAUUUGUCAAAAUCAUUUAGCAAUAUAUCCAAAGAUUUUCUCGUUUUUGACGACGUCUCGUGGAUGUGAGCGUUUUUGCAGUAGGAACGAAACUAAUAAAAAAUAAAUAAAAUAAACUUUUGUAUUUAUAAUUCGUCUUCUUAACACAAUAUUAUUUCAUACACAAGUGUACUGGUUUCUAUCGCUGGACUUGCUUUAUUUAUAUUGGAUAUUUAACGCAACGUUUAAAAAAAACCUAACAAUACAGGAAUUGUCAGUUUAAUUUUACCGCUAACGUUUGAUUUUAUUCGACGAACAUAGACAAACAGACGAACAUACUAAUUCACACAUUUACAUACAAACACCUACACAUCGAGAAUUCAACUAUUAGGAAGGAAUCUUAAGCAACUCAAAUGUUAGUACUUGAAAUGAUAAAUCGAUAAAACAUAUUUUGUAUUUAUUUGUA